AUGGAUAGAUUUAUGGAUAUACGCCCCACCCUCGGCGGUCCGAGCGGCGCUAGCGAGCGGAGCGCGGGCGCCCCCGUCCCCUCUCCCCUCCCCCGCCCGGACCGCGGGGCCCGUCACGUGACCGCGCCCAGCCGAGGCAGCGGCGGCGGCGGCCAGAGCCGGAGCGGCAGUGGCCCGCGUGGAGCGCCGUCCGUCCCCUCGGGCCGGGUGGGCGACCGGGCCGCGCUCCGGCCGCCCCCCCGGCUUCCCGGCCUUGCUUCCCAGUCCCGCUUCUCCGUCCUCCUCGGAGUCCUGGGGCCGCGGCCCCGCCCCGCGCCUGGAGAGCUCCGAGGCGGCCCCGGCUGCAGCGGCGGCGCGCUCCGGGACGGCCGCCUCGCGGGGCUGCGUGCGCGCUCCGGCCUGGGCCGCACUGCCCCUUCCGCGGGCUCGGCUCGGGCGGCCAGUGAGCUCCCCUCCUGUUGCCCACGCCGGCCCGCGGGCGGUCUUCGGAGUGGCCUCCCGCGGCCGUGGGGCCAGGGGCGGGACAGGGUUAUGCUGGAGCCAGCUCUGUUGUCUUAAGCAGAUUGUUAGAUUUUCAGUAUGAAUAUUUACACCGCAGAAAUCAGCAAACUACAAAUCCGGACUUGAUUUCUUGUUUUGUCGAUUGUCUACUCCGGACUUAAAGUGAUGGAGAAAAUUCUGACAAUGCAGAUGAAACUUUAAAAGUACCAUGCACGAAUUCUUCCCUCCCC
Molecule: messenger RNA, 731 nt
Organism: Phascolarctos cinereus (koala)
Lineage: Eukaryota; Metazoa; Chordata; Mammalia; Diprotodontia; Phascolarctidae
Source: RefSeq, a predicted model, not a curated record